This is a messenger RNA of Aspergillus pseudoviridinutans, 1401 nucleotides long. Its product is annotated as putative cytochrome P450. Gene Ontology annotation, molecular function: iron ion binding; oxidoreductase activity, acting on paired donors, with incorporation or reduction of molecular oxygen; monooxygenase activity. NCBI's taxonomy places the organism in Eukaryota, Fungi, Ascomycota, Eurotiomycetes, Eurotiales, Aspergillaceae. The transcript has 2 exons. Bases 1 to 1401 code for a protein of 466 amino acids. The record is from RefSeq and is a predicted model, not a curated record.
AUGCCGACUCCGAUUCCUCGCCCGUCAGGUCUCCCGAUCCUGGGAAACGUGCUUUCUAUUAGCCCUGGCAAUACUUGGGGUUCUUUCAAUAAACUAGCGGUGAAUAAUAAGAAUUUUUACCCAAUUUUCAAAGUCACCAUCCUUGGCCACGACAUUGUCUUCAUCACCAGCGCAAAACUGCUCGAGGAGAUCUGCGAUGAGAGACGGUUUCAGAAAUGUGUGACCGGCCCCAUUGUCGAGAUCCGUGAGGCAGUCCACGACAGUCUGUUUACCGCGUACCCCAAUGAGCAAAGCUGGGGGAUUGCCCACCGGAUCAUGGCCCCUUUGAUGACGCCAGAGGCCGUGGUCGAAGCUUUUGCUGGGAUGCGUGAGACCGCCACAGAUCUGAUUAAAAAAUGGACUGCGGGCCCCCGGCAGCGGAUCAACGUCAGCGAUGAUAUGGACCGUCUGAACCACGCCGCCAACAUGCUCUGCUUCUUCGAUCAGCGGAUCCACUGCCUCGAGGGGCCAGAGCCCUCGGUCCUCAAGGCCAUGGAGGCUGCCACGUUCGAAGCCCUGCGUCGGCCCACCCGACCCAGGGUAUUGAAAUGGCUCAUCUACCAGCGUCGCUUCGACAGCUACAUCAAGACGAUGCGCGACUACGCCGCCGAGAUCGUGGCUAAGCGUCGCGCCUCUUCGACCGAGAAGAAGGACAUGCUUUAUGCCAUUAUGCACGGCAAGGACCCGCAGACUGGCAAAGCCCUCACGGACAGCCAGCACCUGGACGAGAUCAUCAACAUCUUCAUUGGAAGCGCCACGGCCGCCAACCUUGUCUCCUUUGCGUUGUAUUAUCUCAUGAAGAACCCGCACGAAAUCGCCCGCGCCCGCGAGGAGAUCGAUGCCGUGGUCGGCGGCCCGACCGCGCAGCUCGAACAUGAGCAUCUCGCCAGCCUGCCUUACUGCGAAGCCAUCCUGCGUGAAUCGCUGCGCCUGUCGGCUACCGCGCCAGGCUUCAACAUCGAGCCCAUUCCAGGACAGGAGGAGCCCGUCCUCCUCGCCGGCGGCGAGUACCAGGUCCCCAACAAGCAACCGCUCAUUGCGCUGCUGGCGGCCGUCAACCGCGACCCGGAGGUCUUCGAGGAGCCGAAUGCGUUCAAACCCGAGCGCAUGGUCGGCGAGAAGUACGACCAGCUUCCGUCCGGUGUGAAGAAGGGUUUUGGCAAUGGCAAGCGUGAGUGCUUUGGCAAGCGCUACGCCUGGGAAUGGUCAUUUAUGAUCCUGGUCACGAUCUUGAAGGACGUGGACUUUCAGCUGGCGGAUAAGAAUUACAAGACGGCAGUUGGAGGAGUCAAUUACAACGGGGCUUUCAGCACCAAGCCGUUGGGGUUGUUUGCGUUGACGGGACCUCGACAGAGCGUGUGA